AUGGGCACAGCACAGACCGCGGCGGCUGGUUCCUCAGCUCUACAGGAGAAGCAGGCCGACGGGCCUCGCAAGACGCCCUUUGAGCUUCCGGAGGCUGGCUGUAAGCCGGCGGCCCGCCCGACCCUGACGGACGCACAGAAGACAAAGUACGACUGGCUCCUGGAGCAGGCAAAGAGCUGGACCGAGGUUGCGUCCGAGAAGGACAAGGGAGGUCCCAUCACAGAGGCCGAGCAGUUGUGGCUGUCCCGAGAGUGCCUGCUGCGCUUUCUGCGCGCAACCAAAUGGAACGAGAAGGAGGCGGCCAAGCGGCUGCAGGAAACGCUCAGCUGGCGGCGCGACUACGGCGUCGAGUCGCUGACGGCAGACUACAUCUCGCCCGAGAACGAGACGGGCAAGCAGCUCAUCUUGGGCUUUGACAAGGAAACCCGAGUGUGUCAGUAUCUGAACCCGGGCCGGCAGAACACGGAAGUGUCCCCCCGCCAGGUGGAGCACCUCGUCUACAUGCUCGAGCGCGUCAUCGACCUGUUGCCGCCCGGACAGGAGACUCUGUCUCUGCUCAUCAACUUCAAGCAGGGCAAGAGCCGCACCAACACGGCGCCGGGCAUCGGCCAGGGCCGUGAAGUGCUGCACAUCCUGCAGACAUACUACCCCGAGCGCCUUGGCCGGGCGCUCAUCGUCAACGUGCCCUGGGUUGUGUGGGGUUUCUUCAAGCUGAUCACACCGUUUAUCGACCCGUUGACGCGCGAGAAGCUCAAGUUCAACGAGGACAUGAACCAGUAUGUCCCUUCGGACCAGCUGUGGUCGGACUUUGGCGGCAAAUUACAAUUCGAAUACGACCAUGCGGCGUACUGGCCAGCAUUGACAAAGCUCACCGAGGAACGGCGCGAGGCACGCAAGGCGCGGUGGAUAGCCGGCGGAUCACGAGUUGGUGAAUUCGAAGACUACCUCAACGGCGCCUCUGAGACGGGCGUGGCGUCUACUGAGAAAUAG
Molecule: messenger RNA, 990 nt
Organism: Grosmannia clavigera kw1407
Lineage: Eukaryota; Fungi; Ascomycota; Sordariomycetes; Ophiostomatales; Ophiostomataceae
Product: cral trio domain containing protein
Exons: 2
Coding region: 1-990 (329 amino acids)
Molecular function (GO): phosphatidylinositol transfer activity
Source: RefSeq, a predicted model, not a curated record